Molecule: messenger RNA, 4961 nt
Organism: Danio rerio (zebrafish)
Lineage: Eukaryota; Metazoa; Chordata; Actinopteri; Cypriniformes; Danionidae
Source: RefSeq, a predicted model, not a curated record
AACGAUUCGUUCGUGAGUCGGACAGGACUACGUUGGAGAACCAUGGCGGUGCAACAGAUGACAUGGUUGAGGAUCUAAAUUACACACGGUUGCAGACCCGGCGCCCGUAGACAGCGAGAUAUCCGUGAAGAUGAGCGCGGGGACUCAGUACAAUGUAUCAGGGAGACUCUGAAGGGCCAUUGUCCGACUGAAGAUACACGGACCAAAAAAUACAGUCUAAAGUAGUACAUUUUGAGAGUCAUUGAAAACAAAAUGAUCAAAGCUGAGAGCAAGGGUGAACGCACCCUGCGGAGCGCGUCCCCGCAUAGAAAUGCCUACAAGUCGGACUUCCACGCCAUUAAGUGCUCUUUUGAUGGGACCAAAUCCGACAGCGAGGCCAAAUCUUAUGCUAAUGGGGCCAGCGACCCUAGGGAGGACUCCAGGGGGAGGCCGUUUGGCAACAGAGUGAACAAAAUCAAGAAUAUCUUCCUGCAAAUGGAUGGCCAGCAGCCUCAGGAGAGCCAGGAUGCUUCUCCGGUAUCCCCAGUAUCUCCAGUGUCCAAGUUUGCAGUUAACACCAACAAACCAAAUAGUGCCAACAGCCAAGAACCGCAGAACACUGACAGAAAAGCAGAGGAAGUGGAGAUCGAUAAAGUCGCCCUGGCGGAGAAAUUCUCAGUGACCAGAAAGCUCUUCGAGAGAGGCAUUAAGGAUCAGCCUGCUACAGAAAGGCCGAUCCCUGGAAGAACAUCAACCCGACUGUCCCACGGGAAAGUUCCCGAUGAUGCAGUCCGUGGGUCCAGGAGAUCCUUUGGAUCUUCAGAAAGCAUGAACACCAAUAGUGCCAUUAAAACCCCUCCAAUAUCACCUGUAAGGAGCGUCUCAGAUGAAAAGGGCAUUGAUGAGUCCAAACAGGUCAACCGAUUAUCACUAAACGCCGGACCCAUUUCCAGACGACUGGAGAACUUCAUUGUGGAUGGUGGUGAUGAUAAAGAGUCAACACAAGUAAUCCCUGAGAAAUCGAGCAGACCUAUACAGGCAAGUUUCCAAAAAACAAGCUCACCUGCAACUGAUUCAACACAGAAACCCCUGAACGCUGACUCUUCACACGAACUAUCCUCGCCUAAAUCCGACCCAAUAUCCAACAUCAGCCCAAUUUCAAUCAAGCUAUCCUCCUCGUCCAGCACUGGUGAGCUUAAUUCGCCGUCCACCAAUCACAUCCCGUUUAAACGUUCAUCGUCAUCAUCCGGGAGUGAUUUGGUCAAACCAUCCGCCACAAACGAAUCCACAAAAGAUCCCAAAUCACCUAGUAGUCCCUGUAACUCGUCCCAGAGUCCGGAGGAACCCAAAAGUGAUAACCACAUCAUUGGCAGUUCCUCUCGUGAGCAGUGUUUGGACCCCGCUGGGGCAGGAAUGGUACGGGCUGAGCUGGUGGUGGUCCAGAAUGAAUCCUCAGAGAGUGAUGAUGAUGAGGAUGAGGAUUUAUUGGAGGAUGUUAUGACUGAGGUGAAGCUUCAAAGGGAACUUAAAUCCGAGGCACCAGUAGAUGAUGUGACUCACACAGGGGACAAAUCCCUGGAGAAAAAAGUGUGUUUAUUAGAAGAGACCAAGAAAAGGGAGUCGAAUGCUGAAGAAGAGGUGGAGGAGAUUGUACAAAGGAGGAGGAGUAGCUGUCAUGAAGAUGAUGAUGAAGAUGAUGAUGAUGAAGAGAGCGAGCAGGAGGAUCCGGAUGAAUGUGGGAAAACGUCUCCGGUCUUUUAUAGUUUUGAGAACGCAGCGUUUGUGGAUGAUAAGGAAGCGGUUGAGGAUAAACAGAAGGAUGAAGAUGAAGAUGAGGAACAUGAUGAGGAAUAUGAUGAGGUUCCUGGUUUGUCCGAGGAUGAGGAACGGCCUUCAAGAAGGACCAUCAGAUUCUCCACUAAGCCGAUACGGGUGUACAGGACCUUCUCUAAUGAAGACUACGACCGCAGGAAUGACGAUGUGGAUCCGGUGGCGGCGUCUGCAGAGUACGAGCUGGAGAAACGGGUGGAGAAGAUGGAUGUGUUUCCUGUGGAGAUCGAGAAAGGUGAUAAAGGGCUGGGGAUCAGCAUCAUUGGGAUGGGUGUUGGUGCAGACCAGGGUCUGGAGAAACUAGGCAUCUUCGUCAAGACCAUCACAGAGGACGGAGCUGCAGAGAGAGAUGGCAGGAUCCAGGUGAAUGAUCAGAUUGUGGAGGUGGACGGCAUCAGUCUGGUUGGUGUGACGCAACUCUUUGCUGCGACCGUCCUCAAGAACACCAAGGGAUCUGUCAGGUUUCUGAUUGGCCGAGAGAAGCCGGGGACUCAGAGUGAAGUGGCUCGGCUGAUAAGCGAGACCCUCGAGCAGGAGCGACAGCAGCAACAAGGAGACGACACGUAUGAGCAGUCCACUGAAGAGGACGAGCACUACGAGGACGAGGAGGAAGGGGGCGAGGAUGGCAUCCUGGGUUCCAGCUUCUGCGGUAGGAAUGUGGAAGUGUACGAUCUGCCCGAAAGUGAGGACAUGUUCCUGCCCUCCAACAUGGACACCACGCAGCUAACGUUCAGGUUUAAAGAGCUCCAGAUAAAGCACACCAUCGCAGAAGCUGAAGUGGAUGAGCUGAAAGAGAGAUUGCGGGAGUCCUCAGAGGAGCGUGCGGCGUGGGAGGCCAGAGAAGCUCAGUUAGAGAGGAGCGUUCAGGAGAACUCGGAGAGAAUCGCUCAGAUGGAGAAGAACUGGCUGGAAGCUCAGGCGCUUUGCAAAAGCAUCAACGAACAGCUCAAUGACACGCAGAGCCAGUAUGAAGCGCUGGACAAAAAAUACAGCAAAGCCAAGAAACUGCUCAAGGACUAUCAGCAGAAAGAGGCGGAGUUUGAGCAGAGGGAGGAGGAGUUAAAGAGGUCUCUGGAUGAAAGAGAGAGCGCAUAUAAGAGUCAGAUCGAGGAUCUGCAGCGAAGGCUGGCGAAACUCGAAUCUGGCCGUGGUCAUAAUGAGUCUUCAUUGUCGGGCAGCAAGUCUGCAGAUUCACUUCUGCUGGCAGGAGCAGACUGGAGUGGGAUGGUUCCCGAGACAGAGCGUUUGGACACCAGCGCUCACCGUGCAAGGGCCCAGCUGGCCCAGAGAUCCAAACGACAGCCCCCGUCCCGCAGUAAACUCAAGGAGACCCUCAGCUCCCCUGGCGGACGCCCACAGGGUGAUGAUGAGAGCGAGUCAUUGAGUCCUGAGUCUCCACUGCUUCGCAGGAGAUCCUUCCAGGAAAGUUUGUCCCUGCCCGUGGUAAUUUCUUCACCUACAAACCAACCCAAGAAUGAAGGAUCUGUCAUGAGCAGCAGCCAAUCAGGGCAGAGAGAUCCACAGAGCCCCGCCGUCUCUCCCCCAAAAGACUCCUCCCCCUCGAGCUUCGCACGCAACGUAAAGAAGAGAGAGUCCAAAGGGAAAGGCAAAGAGGUCAAAGACGAGUCUAACGAUGCAGCUGGAAAAACCAAAAGAAGAUUCCCAGAUUUUGGCGGUUUAAGAAAAUCUGGAGGAAAAGGGAAGAAACUAAACAAAGAAUCCAGAGCAUCACUGGACAGCAGGGGUUCAGCAGAGUUACUGGAGGAGUCGGGGGUCCGUGUUUCCCCCUCAGAGUCCAUGACCUCCAUCCCCACCUGCAUGCCCUUCAGCUGGUUUGGGGAGAAGGAUAAAGAGCGUGACAGAGAGUCCUCAUCCAGCAGUCUACCGUACGCCACUGCAGACGCCAGCACUGAACACAACUCCAAGAACAAGACAAACCUCUCCUGGUCCUCUCUGUUCAGUCGCUCCUUAGAUUUGAGUUUGUCAGUUCUAGACGACUCGAACCCCAGCAGUCCUGCUUCCGAGUUUUCGGGGCUGGUGGUGGAGCCCAACCUGUCGGGCCGCUCUCACACGCUAACCUUCUCGUCCAGCGAGAUGCUGGAUGAGGAGUCGAGUUCUGGAGGGAAGGAUUAUCAUUGGCAGAAUCGUCCGGUUUCUGAUUGGACAUCCCAGCAGGUCUGUCAUUGGCUGAUGGGGAUGAACAUGGAUCAGUACACACCUGAGUUCAGCACGCAGGCCAUUGAUGGACAGCAGCUUCUCAACCUGGACAGCGACAGACUCAAGGCUCUGGGCGUGUGCAGUCAAACCGACCGAGCCACCAUCAAGAAGAAACUGAAGGAGAUGAAGAAAGCCCAGGAGAAGAUGGAGAAACAGCGGGAGAAGCGGGAGAAAGAGGCCAGACGCAGCGGACGCCUUCCAGCCAGCACCGACUCAGUGUGCUGAUCAAACAUUUCCUCACAUUAAUGCUCGACACACACUCCAAACUGUUCCCACUUCCUUAAAACACAAACACACACACACCAGCAAAUCUAAAGGAGAUACUAGAAACAAACAUGGUCAGUAACUCAUUAAUAACACUAACAAAGCUGCUUAUGAGAUCUACUUUACACCGAAAUGAGCUGAAUAUUGAUUAUAUAUUGAAAGGAACACUCAUUUUACAGUUAAAUAGUGGAGAUUUACCAUCUUUAAAUCCAUUCAGCCAAUUUCUGCAUCUGUCAGGAGCACUUUUAGCUUAGCUUAGCAUAGAUCAUUGAAUCAGAUUAGACCAUUAGCAUCUCACUCACUAACUAUAGAUGCAUUAAAUAGCAAAUUUAUUAAAUGUUUUUUGGAAUUAUUUUGAGCGAGAUGCUAAUGGUCUAAUCUGAUUCAAUGAUCUAUGCUAAGCUAAGCUAAAAGUGCUCCCGCCAGAAGCCGAAGAUCAGAUGAAAGGAUUAAAAAAUUGUCAUAUUUAAAGGAACACUCCACUUUGUUUGGAAAUAGGCUUGUUUUACAGUUAAAAAGUGGAGAUUUAACAUUUUGAAAUUUGUUCAGCCAGUUUUUGUGUCUGGCAGGAGCACUUUUAGCUUAGCUUAGCAUAGAUCAUUGAAUCGGAUUAGACCAUUAGCAUCUUGCUUGCUAACUACAGAGGAGUCAAGCUUUAAAUAGCAAAAUUA